AUGCUUAUUACUGGACGUUAUCCUUCGUAUUGGAAGGAGAAUGGCGCCCAAGCAAGGGUAGUCCUCGAGGGCAAACCAAGGGCUUCUCGUCUCAGCGAUCCAUUGGCUCCUCCGCGGAAGAUUUUGAGCUUCCUCGCGACAUGCGCGCCAGGGCUGGAGGCUGUGGUAGCAGCCGAGCUCCAGGCCCCGGCCAUCCGAGCCGCGAAUGUGGCAAUCGCGGAGAGUGGCGGCGCCGUGUUCUUCUCUGGGACUUGGAUUGUGGCAUUCAAUGCCAUUCUCUGGUUGCGCUGCGGAUCGAGGGUGAUGCAUCUCAUUGCCAGCGCCAAUCUUCCAUGGGCCGAUGCAAUCGGGAUUGAUCCAGUCUAUCAAUUUGUCAGAUAUGCAGUGCAUUGGAAAAGAUUUCUUGCGAGCAAUGACGACGGUCACAAAAGGUUCCGGAGUUUUUCAGUGGAAUGUAGGGUCCGGGACUGUACGAGAAGGUCUGUAUCCUUGUACGCUCCAAGAAAAGCCAACGCUGCCAUCAAUGAUGCUCUCGACUUGGAGUUUAAUCCCGACGUACUCGAGCCUCAUCUCAAGGAACCAGCUGAAGUUCCACUCUUUUUACUCAUACACAAGGACAAGGCCAGGCUCUACAGAGACAUGAGCUCGGACCUCGGUGAAAGAAGCUACAAAGAAGUCCUGGACAAGACAAGCUUGCCUGGAGAGAUUGCCGCAGGAGUUUUGACACUGGCCGGGUGGAACUAUGCAGUCCCAGGAUUUGGAGAGAUCAAUCGAAACGCUCCAACCGUGCUGCUGGAUCCAAUGUGUGGUUGCGGAACGCUCCUGGUCGAGGCAGCUCUCAUGUCUUCCAACACUGCUCCGGGGCUCCUAUGCAAAAGCUGGCCUUUCACGGACUGGCAUGACUUUGACGAGGAACUCUGGCAAGAGUGCCGCGCCAGAGCUUCAGCUGCCAUGCUCGCGGUUCCAUCCAGUCACAAGUUUUUGGGGAACGACAGGGAUCAAAAAGUGAUCUCGGCGUGUGCUCGAGCCGCGGAGCGUGCUGGAGUUGCACACUUGCUCCAACUUAGCAGUCAAGACUUUGUGCAGUACGAGCCUCCAACCCGUCCAUCGCUGGUGGUGGUCAAUCCUCCGUGGGAAAGCAAAGAAAGAACGACGACUUUGGUUCCAACGUUUUCGGAGCUGGGCAGAUUUUUGAGGCGCCACUGUCGUGAAACCGAUGCCUACGUCUUGAGUGGCAGUCGCCUUCUCGCGAGCAACAUGAGGCUAAAGGCGGACGUCAAUUGGCCGAUUAAAAUUCAAGGCCUCCAUUUUCGACUGUGCCACUAUUACAUUCUUCCAAAAAAGCGCAAGGAUCAGGCUGCGCCACAGGGCACUUGACACGUUCCACAGAAACGUGUUGACACGUGUCCAUCUGGGAGAUUGACACGUCAUGUGGCUGCCGCUUGCGUGUAUGUAGAGCGAAUCUUUGAAUAUGCCUGGGGAUUAUUCGGUUUCUUACCGUA
Messenger RNA from Selaginella moellendorffii, 1502 nucleotides. RefSeq names its product putative RNA methyltransferase slr0064. The transcript is spliced from 5 exons. NCBI's taxonomy places the organism in Eukaryota, Viridiplantae, Streptophyta, Lycopodiopsida, Selaginellales, Selaginellaceae. Bases 1 to 1377 code for a protein of 458 amino acids. The record is from RefSeq and is a predicted model, not a curated record.